ACACUUUCGACACCCAAAGUCGAAGAUACGACAAGGCAGACCCACUUUUUACUUUUGUAAACGGAGACGACGAUAUCGAGACCGAAAUCCAGACAUAAAGCUCCUGCCGCUCUCAAUACCGAUUCUCAGUAAACCCGCUGCUAUCAAAAUCUCACCCAGAAACGCUCAAGAGAGACUGCAACCGUCGCAAUAUGACCCAAAUCUCAAGACAAGAAGUUUCGCCGGCGACCUACCAGGAAACAAUUAACAAAUCCAUAGAUGACCUAGACACCGAGCUGCACGACAUCAACCGCAAGAUCCACGAAAGUCCAGAACUGAGCUACGAAGAAUUCAAAGCUCACGAUAACAUCGUUGCAUUCCUCCGCUCCCAAGGCUUCGAAGUCACCCCUCACGCAUAUGGUCUCGAAACCUCCUUCGUCUGCGACUACGGCACAGACGACGGUCCCCUCGUCGCCUUCAACGUCGAAUAUGACGCUCUACCAGGUAUUGGUCAUGCAUGUGGCCACAACUUGAUCGCCACUGGUUCUAUUGCCGCUUUCCUAGGCACGGUGGCGGCUAUGAAGAAAUACUCCCUGCCAGGCAAAGCUCGUUGUCUCGGAACUCCAGCCGAAGAAGGCGGUGGAGGAAAACUGAAGCUUAUUGAUGCUGGAGCAUACAAAGGUGUCGCUGCUUGCUUCAUGACGCAUCCAUUUUCUACGCUUGCGAAUGUUACCUAUGGGACUUGCAUGGCGUCUGCCAAAUUCCGAGCUACGUUCACGGGCAAGCCGGCUCAUGCUGCAGCUGCUCCGCAUGAGGGUAUUAAUGCUCUUGAUGCGGCGGUGUUGGCUUACAAUGGAACGAGUAUGUUGAGGCAGCAAAUCAAACCAGAUCAGAGAAUCCAAGGUGUCAUGAUAGAGGGUGGACAUCGAGCCAAUAUUAUCACGCCGAAGAGUAUUCUUGACUAUAAUGUGCGAGGAUCGACCUUGAAGGAGACGAAGGAGUUGCAGGAGAGGGUUGUGAAGUGCUUCGAAGGAGCUGCCAUUGCGACUAGGUGUACGGUCGAGUUUUUACAGACAAACAUGUAUGCAGACUUGAGACCAAGUCGCUCUCUCUGCCUUGCAUACUCAGAGGUCAUGAAGAGUGUUUCACCAGAAGAUAAAUGGCCAGUAGGUGAGAAGGAAGAGCCUGGAGCAUACUCUACAGAUCAGGGAAACGUCUCACAGGUUGUACCCUCAUUUCACGGUCUGUAUGCUAUUCCAAUCAAGGACAAUGCUGCAAAUCACACUCCAGGCUUCACGGACGCAGCCGCGACUGACGAGGCGCAUCGAUUGACAUUGUUGACGAGCAAGGGAAUGGCUGGUGUUGCAGUGAAGGUUCUGCUGGAGAAGGCAUUCGCGGAGGAAGUGGAUAAAGGGUUCAAGGAGUGGUUGAGUGCUCAAGAAUAGUGCGGAUGGUAUCACGAAAGGAGUAGAAAACCAAUAUCCCAAUAAAUACAAAUAUCUCAG
Messenger RNA from Mollisia scopiformis, 1484 nucleotides. Its product is annotated as metal-dependent amidase/aminoacylase/carboxypeptidase. Gene Ontology annotation, molecular function: dipeptidase activity. NCBI's taxonomy places the organism in Eukaryota, Fungi, Ascomycota, Leotiomycetes, Helotiales, Mollisiaceae. Bases 192 to 1424 code for a protein of 410 amino acids. The record is from RefSeq and is a predicted model, not a curated record. The transcript has 4 exons.